Molecule: messenger RNA, 1575 nt
Organism: Medicago truncatula (barrel medic)
Lineage: Eukaryota; Viridiplantae; Streptophyta; Magnoliopsida; Fabales; Fabaceae
Product: reticulon-4-interacting protein 1, mitochondrial
Exons: 7
Coding region: 162-1247 (361 amino acids)
Molecular function (GO): oxidoreductase activity
Source: RefSeq, a predicted model, not a curated record
GUAACCCUUUUUUCAAGCCACCGCAGCACUCAGGUCUUUCUUUCUGCGUUCCAAAACAGAGACACGUUCCCUCUUUUUCUCACACUCUUCUCUCUCACUCACAUUACUUUACAUGCACACUCCUCAAAUUCAACACUCCAACCAAACACCUUCACCUCAAGAUGCGAAUUCCGAUCAAUAACCGACUCAGAACCCUCAUCACCCAUUCUCCCUCCAAAUUCCGCCAUGUUUCUACCUGUAGAGCUGUUCUUCUUCCCUCUUUUGGUGGACCCCAAAACCUCGAAAUCCACCCCAAUGUCGAAGUCCCUCCUCUCAAACCCAACGAAGUCCUCGUUCACUCUCGUGCAGUUUCCAUCAACCCUCUAGACACCCGGAUGCGUGUUGGUUAUGGGCGUUCAGUUUUUGAGCGGCUUCUGCCGAUUAUUUUGGGCCGGGAUGUAAGUGGGGAGGUGGCGGCGGUUGGUGCUUCGGUGAAGUCGGUGACUGUGGGGCAACAGGUUUUUGGGGCUUUGCAUCCAACUGCUGUUAGGGGGACUUAUACUGAUUAUGCAAUUCUUUCUGAAGAAGAAGUUACUUCAAAACCAGAUUCACUUUCUCAUGUGGAAGCAAGUGCCAUUCCUUUUGCUGCACUGACAGCUUGGCGUGCUCUAAAUGGUACUGCUAGAAUAACUGAGGGGCAAAGGAUAUUAGUAGUGGGAGGCGGAGGUGCUGUAGGGUUUUCUGCUAUUCAACUUGCGGUGGCUGCUGGCUGCUCUGUCACAACUACCUGUGGAAGCCAAAGCGUUGAACGAAUGUUAGCAGCCGGUGCUGAGCAAGCUGUUGAUUAUCUUUCUGAGAAUUAUGAAUUGACUAUAAAGGGAAAGUUUGAUGCUGUUUUGGACACAAUUGGUGUGCCAGAUACAGAACGUAUGGGCAUUAGUUUUCUGAGAAGAGGUGGACAUUAUAUGACACUUCAGGGUGAAGCAGCAUCCUUGGCUGAUAGGCUUGGUCUGACUCUUGGUCUUCCCGCCGCUACAGCUUUUUUAUUGAGAAAACAGAUUCAAUACCGACUCUCUAACGGAAUAGAAUACUCAUGGGUAUUCAUGAGGUCUGACAUAGAAGGCCUAAUUGAGAUUCGAAAACUAUGUGAAGCAGGGAAGAUGAAGAUACCUGUGGAUAAAACGUUUCCCAUAACACAAGUAAAAGAAGCUCAUGAGGCAAAAGACAAGAGAAUCAUUCAAGGUAAAGUGGUGCUAGAAUUUGAUUGAAGGCCUCAAGCUCAUAAUAGGGAGUUGCUAGUCUAGAUUUUUCAGCCUAUUUUGGGUCUCCUCUUCAAUGGAUUGUUCCACAAUUAAUUGAGAAAUAGACAGUGUUUUUUUCUUCUGGGUUUUUACUGUAUGAUAGAAAGUGAAACUUUUUUUGUAAAUUUAGAUUCCUAAUAUCCAAUAAAAAAACCUGUAAAUUUGUUGAGAAUUUUGUGUGAUGCCUUGAGCUGUAUACAUCUGUUCUGUUUGUAGUCAUGUCCACUUGUAAAAGGUGUGGGAAUGACUUUAUGCCUCAAUAAAUCCAAUGUGUCAGUUGCACUUAUUUUCUGUA